GUAGAUCUUGACUUAAUUAAUCGUUGUUCUAUCAUUGUUCUAAAUAAUAUUCUAUGCAUCGGUGUUCCAACACGAUUACAUAGCCCAGCUACCUCUUAGUCCUGCAGCUUUUGGUAGCAUCUCAUCGUCCAACAGGCUAGAGGUUGCAACCCUAUUGGUUUAAUCUAGUCGUUAGGAUAGGACAAUUGCAUAACGUUGCAUUCAGAGAAGGCCAAGAAAGGCGUUCCCUUUCUAGCUCUAGGGGGCUAUGGCGGUGCUCUCCAGCAUUAUCAGUGCAUUAUCACUGUUGAGCAUUGUCAAUUCUAACAUAGUACUCGCCGAUUCUACCUCACAUACAAGCGCUCACCUUCAAUCUCGGGACAAUAUGAGCAAAAAAUUCCAAGCUUUUUACAACAGCAUAGGCUUGUCAGAAGCACAGGCUGAAACCCUAAAAGAGAAGUACGGUACAGAAACAACCGAUGCAAGCUCUGUUGAGGCAGCUUGUACAGCGAUACAGCUCAGUCUUGGAUCAUCCAUAGUUGAUACAUCUCCCCUGAACGAAACAGUGGUGGGUGAAAACUGGUCAAAAGCCUGUGUCGCCGAGCCCUACUGCAUAAUCCAACCGAAAACAGCAGAAGAUGUAUCGAAUGCCAUCAAAACGAUUAGCUACUACGGCGUCAAAUUUGCAGUUCGUAGCGGUGGCCAUUCUCCCAACCCUGGAUGGUCAAGCGUGGGGCAGGGAGGAAUUCUUGUGGACUUGCAAAAUUUGAAUCAAAUCAGCCUAAGCUGCGAUAAGAAAGUGGCGAGUAUUGGUCCCGGGGCCCGGUGGGGUGAGGUGAUCUCUACUCUGGACGCACAAGGAGCUAUGGUUAUAGGUGGGCGAAUUCCCAGUGUCGGUGUAGCAGGAGUUAUACUAGGUGGGGGUUACUUUCAUUUCACGGGACAGUUUGGUACUGCCGCUGAUAACGUGAAGAACUUUGAGAUUGUCCUAUCGGAUGGCACGAUUACAAACGCCAGUUCUACUGUCAACCCGGAUCUCUUUUGGGCUUUGAAGGGUGGUGGGCCUAACUUCGGAAUCGUGACUCGAUUUGACCUAUAUACCGUACCCGUAAGAGGGAUCUGGUAUCAGGCGUCGAUAUAUUCCGUCGACCAAGCUGACGAUCUUUUUGAUGCAUACGCCAAGUGGCAGCAGAAUGAAGGCGCAACUGAUCUGAAGUCCACCGUAGGUCUUGGUAUUUCUCUCGACUCCAUCAGCCUUGGCCUGGUAUAUUCGGAACCUACAGGGGAUCAACCAAGCGCGUUUGCACCCUUUAGAGACAUAGAACCACUUAUGGUCGCUGUGCCACCAACAAACGGUUCAAUUACCGCCUUGACGGCGAUAAUGGCUAGUACUGGAACUGGAUCAGACCGCCAUGAUUACAGAGCCGCCAGUACACGUAUCGACGCCCAACUUUACAAAGACGUGUACGCCUUUUGGCGGGAGAAAGCCCUUGCAGUUCGCGACGCCACAGGAGCCAACCAGAGUUUCACGAUCCAGCCUGUUCCCAAGAAUGUUGCCAUACAGGGAGAACAGAAAGGGGGAAAUCCAAUGAAUAUCCUAAAGGACAACCAUGGAUGGUGGACGACAAUUGUUGAUUGGAAUGACGAGAAGGACGACGAUCUCGUGAGGUCGGUCUCGAUCCAGACAAGCCAAAAGUGGAAGGAGCUAGGAGACGAGCGAGGCUCAUCGCUACCAUUCAUCUUCAUGAACGACGCUUCUCGAGAUCAGAACCCGCUCGCAUCGUACGGCACCGAAAACGUCAACAAGCUGAAGCAAAUAUCUCAGAAGUACGAUGCUUCGCAAUUAUUCCAGAAGCAACAGAACGACGGGUUCCUACUUUCUAAAUUGUGAAUAACUUUUUUAAUCUAUCAGUUGAGUCAUUGGGAGACGCUUUAUAUAUGGUGGUUAUAGAAGGUACCUACCUACCUAAUCAUAGAUCAAUACGAUAAUUGCUUUCGACUACACUUCAUCAAGUGCUUAGGUUUAAACAUAGCAUAUAAAGCGCUGAGCUGGUAAUAAGUAUACUAUUACUUUAGCUAUCUACCUAGAUACCUAUGUACCUAUAUUGUAACUAUGCUGUCUUUCGGUGACAUAUUUAGGCGAUCGUAUGAUUUCUAGGUGGUAUGAACCUAUUUCAUGUCAUCUCUACUUAGUAAUAUAGAUUCCAAAUAGAUACGUUUGAAAGGAUUUCAUGAUUCAAAAUUACCUAAUAACUAGAUGUCAUAGUAACUGCAACCUACUUGAUGAGUGUCGCUUUUGCUGCACUUGGGGUCGCACAAUCUUACCCUCUUGAGAAAGAAGAGUUAAAAGCGAGAAACUAACACGCAUGAUAAAAAGUAAAUUUAUACUCGCUUAACAACCUCGAAAUGAAUUGCAUGUCGCGAAUUUAAUGCCACCACAUGGGGAGCAAUAUCAAUUAUCUACAGCCCCGCAAAUAUCAUAUGUCAUUUAUGAGAAUCUUAUUAGUGUCACCGCCUUUCCCAUAUCAGCUUUUCGGAAGAUACCAUGGGUUACAUGAUUC
Molecule: messenger RNA, 2540 nt
Organism: Daldinia decipiens
Lineage: Eukaryota; Fungi; Ascomycota; Sordariomycetes; Xylariales; Hypoxylaceae
Product: FAD-binding domain-containing protein
Exons: 7
Coding region: 248-1870 (540 amino acids)
Molecular function (GO): FAD binding
Source: RefSeq, a predicted model, not a curated record